Sinocyclocheilus grahami is the source of this 598-nucleotide messenger RNA. RefSeq names its product probable alpha-mannosidase I MNS4. Gene Ontology annotation, biological process: mannose trimming involved in glycoprotein ERAD pathway; carbohydrate metabolic process; endoplasmic reticulum mannose trimming. Gene Ontology annotation, cellular component: membrane; endoplasmic reticulum. The record is from RefSeq and is a predicted model, not a curated record. The transcript has 3 exons. Lineage: Eukaryota; Metazoa; Chordata; Actinopteri; Cypriniformes; Cyprinidae. Bases 112 to 534 code for a protein of 140 amino acids. Gene Ontology annotation, molecular function: calcium ion binding; mannosyl-oligosaccharide 1,2-alpha-mannosidase activity.
CAGAAGCAGAGCAUAUUUUUCCUCUCUGAUCGCAGAUAUUGGGAAACCACACAGAGUUCCAGCGUGUGGCCACUCUGCUCCAGGACACGGUUGAUUUCGACACUGAUGUAAAUGCAUCUGUGUUUGAGACAAAUAUACAGUGGUUGGUGGGCUUCUCUCGGCUCAUCUGCUUUCCAAGCGUGCCGGGAUGGAGGUGGAGGAGGGCUGGCCCUGCUCCGGACCCCUUCUGCGCAUGGCAGAGGAUGCUGCCCGCAAACUGCUGCCUGCUUUCCAGACCCCCACAGGGAUGCCAUAUGGGGGGUGAACCUGCUGAGGGGGGUGAACCCCUCUGAGACCCCGGUCACCUGCACUGCUGGAGUGGGCACCUUCAUCCUGGAGUUCUCCACCCUCAGCCGACUGACUGGAGACCCCGUGUUUGAGAACGUGGCUCGCAAAUCUCUCAGGGCCUUAUGGAGAACACGCUCAGAUAUUGGCCUGGUAAAACCUUUUGAUCUGGAUCAAGCCGUCUAUAGGACAAUCAUGACGCAUGUGUAGUGAAUAUUAAUAUUCUUUGGUUUUAACUCCACAAUGUGAAAUAUUAAAGGAAUAAUAAAAAAUG